GAUGUGUGCAGGCCGCCACUGCCAUCCCGUCGAAGACAGCUGCCUCGUUGUAGCCAUCAUAAGUGCGAUUGGAACUGGGCUCGUGUUGCUGGCCACCAUUAUUGUGGGUAUCCUGGCUGCUACGGGCCUCAUCAUAUUAUCGAAUGCACGUAACUAUGAUCCAGAUUACCGUGAAUUUAAUCAGGCGGUUGUUGGCAUGGCUGGGAUCGCCAUUGGUGCGGUACUCACUGUUGUGGGAGUGGCCUCCUUCAUCGCUUUCAUCUUCUCGGUGCUGCUUUGCAAUGGAAUCUGUAAGCGCCGUCCAGGACAAGUGAAGGCCUACUUCAUAUACGGAGUCCUGAUCACAAUAAUCACAAUCAUCGCCUCUAUUGUUCAAAUGGUCAGCCAAGACGACCCUACUCCUGGCAUAGGCGGAUUACUUGGUUGUGUGAUCUACGCUGCAUUCCUGACGCUGGUGCACGUUACGUACAGCAAGCUUUGCGCGGGCGCAGUAUUCAAAGAUCACAUCCGUCUGUCAGAAGAUUAUUAACACCACUCUUUCGGGUCAUAAAUGGACAGAACACUGGCACUUCUGAACGCAAAAAUUUGCCAUUAUUUUACUUACGGAAACAGAAACGAAAAAUGAUAAAACUGAAUCGGUGUGUGACCCUUAUGCUCAUGUGCUUAUGUGUAAUUUUAAACAGCUUUUACUGUUUGUUAGUAGCUAUAAGUGUAUGUAAGAUGUUAAACUGUCCUUUUAGUUAUACAGGGAGAAUAUAUAAUAAUAAAUUAUCUAAGAGUACUUAUAUACAGAUAUUGUCCAUUCCAUAUAUUAUAUUAUUCGACCGCCUAAAAUAUGAUGAGCCCCAGAUGGCGUAACUGAAUAUGCGCUGUUGCCGACUAUGGAAACUAGAUGGCGCUAAGUGUCACAUCGAAGUAAAAACACUUCUAAGAUAAUAUCAUAUAUAAACAUCAGCCAUAUUGAUCUUUGAGCACGUUUUUACGCGAUUUUUAAUAUAUUUUCAAAUAAUUACCGUUUGCGGUUACCAGUUAUAGAGAAACAAAGAACCAGGUAUAAAAAAAUAUUCAACCAAACCUUACGGACGUCUAACAUAUCUUUUAUAAGUACCUACUAGCUAUAGUUGGUCAAGCCAAAUUGGCAGCAGUAAAUAAGAACCACAAAAACUAUACUCAUCCUUUUCUUUUGGGUGCUAGUACUAGUGUAAGACAAAGAUAGUAUGAUUCUCUCUGUCCAUGUUUCAAAUGAGACAGUCCUUUGACAAACUAUACUAACUUUACUAGUAAGGCUAGACUUAGAUACGUACCUAUUUUAACUAUUUUUUUUACUAACUAUUCCAACGUUAGGUUUACAUUAUAUACCUGUAGGUAAUCAAAUAUAUUGUAAUUGUCUCUUUUUUAUUAAUACUAGAAUAAUUGAAACCACAGACCGAUAAUAUUCGUAAGUACUUUGUCGUUUUGUGGUUUACGACCAAAAAUUUAACUUUUAUACGGCCAUUUAAAAAAACGUGUCUGUCCUAAAUAUUGUAGACUAAACUUAUAUCCCAAAUACUAAAAUUGAUCUGUCUUUUUAGUAAAAAAAAUGAGAUUAUUGGGUAAAGAAAGGACGCUUACCACGAGGAAUUUCUUACAUUGACCCACCUGUUUUUAUCUUUAUCGCACGCGUUUUCGGUAUUUAAGAUGGGAAUGCGCUCUUUUCUUGAAGGUUUGAAGGACGUAUUGUCUAAUAGAACUGUUCUAAAGUUUAGGAUAUUAAAAAAAAACAUCAGUCAUACAGAGGUAGACAUGUUUUUGUAAUAUGGUCUUUUAUUAGAUAUAAGAUAAGAUAAUAAGCAAAUAAAGUAAAUUCCACACCGGA
Cydia strobilella is the source of this 1855-nucleotide messenger RNA. RefSeq lists its product as uncharacterized. The transcript is spliced from 5 exons. Bases 2 to 529 code for a protein of 175 amino acids. The record is from RefSeq and is a predicted model, not a curated record. Lineage: Eukaryota; Metazoa; Arthropoda; Insecta; Lepidoptera; Tortricidae.